AUGAACGCUCUGCCUGUACUCAAUGGAUACAUUGGCUAUCUUUUUACUUCUCAGCCAUUAAUACUUGAACCAAGCGCAAAAGUGAGAUUUGGCGAAUUAGUGGAUCGAUUUUACAUCAAUCAUCAACCAAUUACACAUCCGCAAAAAGUGGACGAUGUUAAGAAACCAUACGUGUCCAAAGAUUAUAUUUUAUACAGCCGAUUACACAUUCCGACCACUCGAUUAGAAAUCCUUUACUCAAAAAAGUUAUCGCCCUGGUCACAAUUUUUAUUUACGGGAAUUAACGAGCAUACACGAAGAGGAGCCCCACAUGUAACUGCUGAGAUACAGUAUGAUGCAGGGAAAUGGUGCACAGAAGCCUUUUAUUCUACCAACCGUUCUCUUAUUGGAUUACGUGGACUGUAUCAUCUGGCAGAUGAUAGUGCAUCAGCUGCGAAAGACUCUCAAUCCGAUAAUGGAAUUGUCACUGAUAACGCUUCUACACCCAAAAAUAAAUUGCAGAAACAAUCCCCGAGUAGAUUGGCAGAGUUCCAUAAUCACUCAUCAGACGAAUCGGAAGAAUUUGACAACGACAUGGUAGAAGGAUUAAAAGGGCAAUGGACUGUUGGAACAGAAAUAUAUUACGGAGCAAGUGAGCGUAGUGGAGGCAUAUCUACAGGGUUACGCUAUCGUACCCUUCCACAACACCCAAUGCAAUCACCGCUUACUUUUACUUAUCUCUUUAACCCAAUUAUGGGACAUAUGUCAGCUGCUUUUGCCGCACAAGUUUCUGACACCCUGGCAUUAUGCCCUAGGUUUGAUUUUAACAUGUUCAGCUAUGAGAGCGAUUUGAUGAUUGGAUGUGAAUGGUGGCAGAAAGUAAAGAGAGAAACUGAGAACAACGCGGGAGAUGGAAAAGCCAAAGAUGAUGUGCAAGGUAUUGUAAAGGCGACUUUCGGUGUGGCCAAGGGGAUAAAGUUUCUUUGGGAAGGUCGAUAUGGGAAAUUGUUAUUCAGUUUAGGAUUGGUAGCUGACUUACGGUCAAGGUUGUCUCCUAUCCAAUCAGUUGGCUUAGAAUUGCAAUACUUCUCAUGA
Molecule: messenger RNA, 1074 nt
Organism: Paraglomus occultum
Lineage: Eukaryota; Fungi; Glomeromycota; Glomeromycetes; Paraglomerales; Paraglomeraceae
Source: the annotation of a GenBank genome assembly